Molecule: messenger RNA, 1801 nt
Organism: Salmo salar (Atlantic salmon)
Lineage: Eukaryota; Metazoa; Chordata; Actinopteri; Salmoniformes; Salmonidae
Product: GRX_SH3BGR domain-containing protein
Cellular component (GO): cytoplasm
Source: RefSeq, a predicted model, not a curated record
CUUGUCUGUUGCAACACCUUGAAGCAGUCUACACUCCACUCCUCUCCACACACACACAGAGACAGCUCUCUAUGGGACAACACACCACUGGAACACAAACUUAACUGGAUCAUAUUAUAUUGAUAUUUUGUAGCAGUAUAUAUCAUCAGGUAUCAUGUCUAUCAUCGUGUAUUUCAGCAGCGUGAGCGGUUCCAGAGAGCUAAAACAGCAGCAGAGCCAGAUCUUCUCCUUCCUGGACUCUAAGAAGAUCAAGUACAAGGCGGUGGACAUCACCCAGGGGUCAGAGGUCAAAGACGAGAUGAGGAAGAAGACAGGAAACCCCACCGCUCUGCCACCACAGGUCUUCAACAAGGACGUGUACUGCGGGGACUUCUCUGUGUUUUAUGAGGCGGUGGAGGCUGGAAAAGCAGAGGCCUUCUUUAAGCUGUAACAGACAAAGGAAGAUCACCUGCCAGAAGACUCUCCCCUCCACUUCAGAAAGUAUUCACACCCCAUGACUUAUUCCCCAUUGUGUUGUGUUACAGCCUGAAUUCAUUUGAAAAUGAAAUACAGAAAUAUCUCAUUUACAUAAGUAUUCACACCCCUGAGUCAAUACAUGUUAGAAUCAUCUUAGGCAGCUAUUACAGCUCUGUGUCUUCCUGGAUGUCUCUAAGAGCUUUGAGUCUUAUUGGAUGUCUCUUAAGAACUUUGAUCAGCUGUAUUGUACAACAUCUGCACAUUAUUCUGUUUUGAAUUCUUCACGCUAGUCACGUUUGCUAGACAGCCAUUUUCAAGUCUUGCCAUAGAUUUUCAAGCUAAUUUAAGUCAAAACUGUAACUAGGCCACUCAGGAAUAUUUAGUGUAGUCUUGGUAAGCAACUACAGUGUAGAUUUGGCCUUGUGUUUUAGGUUAUUGUCCUGCUGAAAAGGUGAAUUCAUCUCCCAGUGUCGGUUGGAAAGCAGACUGAACCAGGUUUUCCUCUUGGAUUUCACAGGUGCUCAGCUCUAUUCUGUUUCUUUUCAUCCUAAAAAUCUCCCUAGUCCUUGGCGAUGACAAGCAUACCCAUAACUUGAUGCAGCCACCAUCAUGCUUGAAAAUAUGAAGAGUGGUACUCAGUGAUAUGUUGUGUUGAAUUUGCCCCAAACAUAACGCUUUGUUUUCAGGACAUAAAGUUCAUGUCUUUGCCAAAAAAAAAUCAGUUUUACUUAAGGGCCUUGUUGCAAACAGGAUGCAUGUUUUGGAAUAUUUUUAUUCUGUACAGGCUUCCUUCUUUCACUCUGUCAUUUAGGUUAGUAUUGUGGAGUAACUACAAUAUUGUUGAUCCAUCCUCAAUUUUCUCCUAUCACAGCCAGUAAACUCUGUAACUAUUUUGAAGUCACCAUUGGCCUCAUGGUGAAAUCCCUGAGUGGUUUCCUUCCUCUCUGGCAACUGAAUUAGGAAGGACGUCUGUAUAUUUGUAGUGACUAGGUGUAUUGAUACACCAUCCAAAGUGUAAUUAAUAACUUCACCAUGCUCAAAGGGAUAUUCAAUGUCUGCAUUUUUAAACACUAUUAUUGCACACAGAGUGAGUCCAUGCAACUUAUGUGAGUACAUCUUUACUCCUGAAAUUAUUUAGGCUUGCCAUACUUAUUAUUGACUCAAGACAUUUCAGCUUUUAAUUUUUAUUGAUUUGUAAACAUGUAAAAAAUUAAAAAAAAUAAUCUACUUUAAAACGGGGCAUUGUGUGUAAGCCAGGGACACAACAUCUCACAAGUCAAGAGGUGUGAAUACUUUCUGAAUGUAUAACCAUUGCCUUGUUUAGCAAAAUAAAGGCAUUCUUAUA